UACAGCUGCGACAGCAGCCGCUCGUUCGCGAUAAGGGGCGUAGAUUAACCGCGCGGCGUGCCCGCUCGUUGUACGGGCGCAUGCUUGAGUUUCGCCGCACACGGCUCGGGAAGUCAUCCGAAGAAUAGCUUUUAGUGCAUUAAUUCGUUCACUAUACCCCGCGGUGCUGUACGAAGCGAGCGUGCGACCAGUGCAACCUUGCAUGAGAGGAACUUGAUUUGUGCCCUAUUCUGGCUCGACCAGCGGCUUCGCAUUGCGCUCGCCCACCUGGCGUCCGUAGCCGUAUCCAUUUCCCACUGAGUGUUAUGUGAUGCCCCUGUGUGAGCGCGCGUUGUGUUUGUGUCGUCUACUGCCGGGGUCCCAUCCACGCAACCCAACAUGAGGAGUGCACUGCACCAGGACUGGCCACUCCUGCGUAAUCCAGUGAUCAACGCCGACUCCGCCGACCAGCGAUCUUCGCCAUUCCCCCCCGAGAAGCAGGGGUUCGCCCAUCGUUGCGCCGCAUGGCUGGUGCCGGAACGCCUACGCCAGAAACUGGGCUUCGGCGGCGACGCCACCACGGAGGCUGAAGACGCCGACGACGUAGGCGGCGACGCCGACCCGAUGUCCUCCGAGGAUGCCAAUCUACGACGCGAGGUCGAGUCUUUGGACGAGCUGGCGCUCAAGCUCGAGGACCUGGCGGCCACCCUGCGCGAGGCGCUGCUGCGUGCCAGUGCCCAGAGCCCGUCGCUCGUGAAGCAGACAACCCGGGGUGCCCAUUACUUCGUUCGCUUCCAGCUGCCCAUCGUCGCAUUCGUGCAGAUUCUGUGGGUCGGUACGCUCGCCACGUUCGACUGCCUGGUGACUGACAACACCUCUCAGGGCUACCGUUACCUGGUGCACGCCAUCAUGAUAAUCCUUCAGGCCGUCAACGUUCUGCACGUCGGUCUUGCUUCAUGGACUCUGACGCACCAGCUGAUCAAGUUCCGGGCGGUCAGCGGAUUCCUCAUGGCGCAGACCUACCUGUCCACGGUGCUACUCUUCUCGGGCUUCUACCUCGUCCUCUACAGGCUCAACCCCUCCGGCUGGGAGGUCUCCCUCACCGAUCCGAUGAACAGCGGCGGAGCCUUCACGCAGUACGUGCGCAUGCUGUACCUGUCCGUCUCGUCGGCCACGCUGUGCGGAGCGGCGAACAUUCAGCCAGUGGCGUGGUACGCGACGCUGUCUGUCUGCGUCCAGAGCCUGGUGAACUUCGUGUACUUCGCGUCCAUCCUGGCCCAGACCAUCGGCUGCAGCUCGUCGGCCGAGACCGUGUUCCAGCGCCGCGAGCGCAUACAAACCAUCUCGCGGCGCCUGAGCGCUCGCUCGUCGGCCUUCACCGCUGGACGGCGCGGCGCUGCCAGCACGCCCACUCGCAGGCGCCACUCGACCCAGCUGCCCGCGGUGGGCUUCGCCUCGCUGCCAACGUAGCCAACGACCCGCGCGCUUUGAGGAGAAGCGCACUUUACUCAAGCAGCGCCGUGGAGGAGUUGUCUGCGUGCACGGUGCAGGCGUAGGUGCCAUGAGCGCAGCGUUUCUUGUUUCUUUUUUUUUCUUUUUUUUGUUUCAAGUCGAAUCGGACAUCUGCGUUGACGUUCAGGGUAAAACACGGGUAAGGUUGAAGCGACGGAAAAAUCUUGUCUGCUCUCAGUUCCAUUCAUACACUCUAUACGCUUCGUACAUUCAAAACAGCACAAUAUUUUGGAAAAGGUGCGUAUUUCCGCAUUUUUGUAGGUGAGCGGUACUUUUUGGCGUCAAUAAUAUCAAGAGCCGCGAGGGCGCUGAUAUAUAUAAAUAUAUAUAUAUAUAUAUAUAUAUAUAUAUAUAUAUAUAUAUAUAUAUAUAUAUAUAUAUAUAUAUAUAUUGGAGGGCGGAAUCGAUGAUGUUAUGAUUCCAUGAUUAUUCCAUCUUAAUCGAUGAUUAAGGUGGAAUUCAUGAUGUUAUCGCAAUUUGCAACAAUAAUCUGCACUUUAAUUCAGCGCUAGGGGUCAUUUUAUACAUGUUGUAGCAUGACACCUGGCACCGUAAAUGCAUAAACUUUGUUCGAUUCUGUGAUACUAGCUGCGACUGAUGUAAGCUUUACGCUUCGCAUUACACUUUUUUCGCAACAUAUGCGACCCUAAAUGUUUGAAGCUAGGAUUGCCGACUACUUAUAAGAAGGUAAAAAAUGUACACCUUCAUUUCGUGAAAGCUGCAUGAAAUAAAGUUGAAAUAGUGUCAUUA
This is a messenger RNA of Dermacentor albipictus, 2241 nucleotides long. RefSeq lists its product as uncharacterized. The record is from RefSeq and is a predicted model, not a curated record. NCBI's taxonomy places the organism in Eukaryota, Metazoa, Arthropoda, Arachnida, Ixodida, Ixodidae.